Fusarium subglutinans is the source of this 939-nucleotide messenger RNA. RefSeq names its product TAM domain protein. The record is from RefSeq and is a predicted model, not a curated record. Gene Ontology annotation, molecular function: methyltransferase activity. NCBI's taxonomy places the organism in Eukaryota, Fungi, Ascomycota, Sordariomycetes, Hypocreales, Nectriaceae. The transcript has 8 exons. The coding region runs from base 1 to 939 and encodes 312 amino acids.
AUGGCGCAAGCAGCAAGUGAACACGAAGGCCCUCUUCAGGCAGACGAUGCUGCAUCUUUAAGCCAUGAUCCUGCAUUAGCUGCCACUCUUGAGUCAGGAAGUUAUCUGACGUCCCUCAAUUCCAGCGUUUUGAACUACAAAUACGAAAAUGGGCGGCGAUAUCAUGCAUUCCGUGAAGGCGCUUACCUAGUGCCCAACGAUGACGAGGAACAGGACAGAAUGGAUCUGGGUCAUCAUAUCUACCGUCUCGUCCUCGGCGGCGAUCUUUUCCUCGCGCCUAUGGGCGAUAAAGUCAAGCGUGUUCUUGACAUCGGCACAGGAACAGGUAUCUGGGCCAUGGACUUCGCCGAGACCCCACCAAACUGCCUCUUCGAAGUCGAUGAUUUCGAAUCAGAUUGGCUCUUUCGCCAACCCUUCGACUUUAUCCACGCGCGCGAACUGGAAGGCUGCAUCAGCGACAAUGCGCAGUUCUUCACACGCGCUCUGCAGAAUCUAGUGCCAGGUGGAUAUCUCGAGAUGCAGGCUGUUCACUCCGACUUCAAAUCCGACGACAACACGAAAGAUAAAGCGAAGAAUGCGUUGCUUUGGAUGAAGACUAUGGUUGAGGGGUCUUCUAAGUUUGGGAAGCCGUUGAACGUGGCGCCGGAGUGGAAGAAGGAGAUGGAAGAUGCUGGGUUCGUGGAUGUUGAGCAAAAGAUUCUCAAGGUACCUAUUGGAUCUUGGCCUAGGGAUCCGAAGCUCAAAGAGAUUGGCAAGUUUCAGUCUGUUCAGGAAGCGCAGGUCAUUACGUCGUAUACUCCUGGUAUAUUCUCGCGUAUUCUUGGGUGGAGUGAUGAAGAGAUUCAGGUGUUCAUGGCAAAGGUAAAGAAGGACCUUUCUGAUCCGAGUAUUCAUCUGUAUCUUCCUGUCUAUUUCAUCUGGGGAAGAAAGCCAGAGUGA